AUGGCAGGACCGCCACGCAGCACCAUGAACCUCACCGAGCUUCAGUCGUCCCUGGACUCUCUGUACAGGCACGAUGAAGUCUUCGAUCCUGACGUCGACGACUUCAUUCCUAGAGAUAGCAAAGUCGCAAUUCAGCAUGGCCAGCGACAGCGACCUAGGACGUACUGGCGAGCACAAUGCAGUAUGCGUGGACUUUCCGACCAGGGGACGAUUCAGGAUAUGCAAGCCCGCUUAAGGAGCCGCAAGCAGGAUGCGGAUGCUUCACUGCGACAGGCGCAGUCGAAGAUUGAGAAAAUUGAUGUCCCCAACCAGGCAUGGAAACUUGUGGAUCAAAGACUGGAGACCGAGAAGAAAGCCAGUCAACAGACGCAUAAGAAACAUGCCAGUAUCUCCCGCGUAAUCGCAAAGACCUCAUCAACCCAAGACUUCGACAUCACCGGAGACUGGACCAUCUCCUCCAAACUCCAGGACCACCCAGCCUGCCCGCAAAACCACACCAUGACCAUGACCAUCAUGUUUGAUCUGGACUGCCCACCUAUCAUCAACAAGCGCGGCAACGUCUUCCCUCAAUACUGGGCGCGCUUCGACUUCGGAAUAGUGCGUGGCGUAAUGCGCAUGUCGAAGAACAAGCCCUGGGCACUGGAAGGACCUGUUCGGGAAGACAUUCAACGUCAAGGAUGGGUGUACAGAUGGCGCGGUCAUGGUAUCACCAAUGAUGCUCAGGAUUCGGAGAAGAAGCUGUAUCGUAUCAUUUUCAGCCCGGAUGGGAAGGAGAUGUAUGGCAAGUUCUCCAGUGCGGAGACCUCGUUGGUGUCAUUCUCGGGAAGGAAGGCGGAGAGUGGGAUGGCGAAGGCGAGAGAGGAGGGAAGCCAGGCGGAUUGGGAUGCUUUCAGGAAACCGGCUUUGAGGAGAUAG
Messenger RNA from Fulvia fulva, 915 nucleotides. RefSeq lists its product as uncharacterized. The transcript has a single exon. The coding region runs from base 1 to 915 and encodes 304 amino acids. Lineage: Eukaryota; Fungi; Ascomycota; Dothideomycetes; Mycosphaerellales; Mycosphaerellaceae. The record is from RefSeq and is a predicted model, not a curated record.